This is a messenger RNA of Cercospora beticola, 1527 nucleotides long. RefSeq names its product cytochrome P450. Gene Ontology annotation, molecular function: monooxygenase activity; oxidoreductase activity, acting on paired donors, with incorporation or reduction of molecular oxygen; heme binding. The record is from RefSeq and is a predicted model, not a curated record. NCBI's taxonomy places the organism in Eukaryota, Fungi, Ascomycota, Dothideomycetes, Mycosphaerellales, Mycosphaerellaceae.
AUGUCGACGCUCAGCAUACUCCCAGCAAACAGUGCUGCAGCCGCAGCAGUGCUGUUGCUCUUACUUCCACUCGCAGGAUUUGCAUACAUUGCCUCAGUAGCAAUCUACAACCUCUUCUUUCAUCCUCUUGCUUGGGCACCUGGGCCUAUCCUCUGGAGAGCCACAUCGCUACCAUGGAAAAUUGCAUUGCUACGAGGAACCAUGCAUCAUCAACUACGUGGCUUCCAUCAAGUUUACGGCGAGUGUGUUCGCAUCAAGCCAGAUGAGCUCAGCUAUUCGAAUGCUCAGGCAUGGAAAGACAUCGUUGCACACGUUCCUGGUCGACCAGAAUUCCUCAAAGAUCCGAUUCGCCUGCCGCUCGCACCGAACGGUGUGAUGAGUAUUCUCGUAUCUGACACGAAGAACCACGCUCGAUUCAGAGGUCUAUUCGGCCACGCUUUCUCAGACAAAGGUCUUCGAACUCAGGAGAAGACCAUCGUGGAGUACGCCAACCUGUUCGUGCAGGUGCUCGGUGAAGUUGCAGAAUCUGGCAAAGCCGUCGAGAUGGUGAAUUAUUUCAACAUGGCCGUCUUCGACACUAUCGGAGCCUUGUCCUUCGGCGAAUCGUUCAACAGUCUUCGUGAUCGUCAAAUCCAUCCUUGGGUCGAUGCCAUUCACAAGAAUCUCAAGAGUGUUGCCAUCUCGCAUGUCAUGAGAAGCAUGGGUAUUGAGCCUUUGACUCCUUAUGUCCUACCCAAGGAGCUGCGAGGCAAGCGUCAACAGAACUACACUUACGCUAUCGAGAAGAUCGGCCGCCGCAUGCAAAAGACUGGCGAGCAAGGUGACUUCUGGGAUCGUGUCAUUGUCAAGUCCGGCGAAGACAACGAGGACGGCAGCGGUAUGAGCAGAGGAGAAAUGCUCAACAAUGCCGCGGUCAUGGUUGUUGGAGGGUCUGAAACCACGGCUUCUGCUCUUUGCGGGAUGACAUAUCUGCUCUGCAAGUUCAAUCGCAUGGAGAAGGCUGUUGCUGAGGUUCGCUCGACUUUUGCUUCGCCUGAGGACAUCAAUCUGCAAUCUGUCAACCAUUUGCCCUACAUGACUGCCGUCAUCGACGAGACGCUCCGCAUGUAUCCUUCUGUUCCUGGCCAGCCACCUCGCAUGGUACCCGCAGGCGGCGCCACUGUUUGUGGGAAAUUCAUUCCAGAAGACAUGCGGGUUGGCCUCAGCCACCUGGGCACAUACUACGCCGACUACAACUUCACAAAGCCCUACGAGUUCAUCCCAGAGCGCCACCUCAACAAGAAUGACCCAGCAAUGGGCGUCAACAACUGGUCUGCAUUCCAACCUUGGUCUGUGGGCGUGAGAAACUGCAUCGGCAAGAACUUGGCAUACGCUGAGCUGAGAUUGAUCCUGUCGAAGGUUCUGUGGCACUACGAUAUCACGCUUGAUACUGAGAAGACUGGUGAUUUCCUCGAUCAGAAGAUCUGGUCGAUUUGGGCGAAACGAGAGCUUUGGAUGUCAUUGAAGAAGGCACCACAUGUGCAGUGA